GCGCGAUCUCACUGAUUGCCUUACAAAUGAGAGGCGUCCUUUAGCGGCAACAUUGUACGAGUGGGCGGCUAUGCUUCUUCAAGCUGCGCACAGGUGUCAAUUGUUGCUGCGGAAGGAGAGCAGGGAAACCUUUACGCAACCUGUGCAUCGAGAUGAGACACUUGAACGUUCGAAAUAUUGGAGUCUGCGAAGAUUAUACUGUUUUGCUCGGAGCGGCUUGAGCUGGAAACCAAGAACGCGAAUUGAAUGCAGAGUUGAGGUGGGGAAUGAGGAUGCGACAGUCGCGCCACCCUCGGCGGUGGGCGUCACGUGCGGUCCUGUGGUACGGUGCUCUUCUCCUUUACACGAACCCCUCCCUGCAUCAAGCAACGCCACCAAACACCAAGGGGCACUGCAGCAGUGAUCGGACAAGAAGAACGCUCGAGGCGUGUCGUGAUGCGUGCGUGUACGUGAAAGAUAGAAAGAUGCAUUGAUGGAGAGAUAAUAAUGCAGCAAAAUGGCGAAAUAUGCCUCCUGCUACUGCUGCUCCCGCAACCGCCUCUAUUAUUUCCACGCCCACAUAGCGCGUAUGGGGUUCCCGUCCUGGUUCUUCAUCCCCCCACCCUUGCCGUCAUCUCUCUUCACUCUCCCUAACUCCUCAUUUAGGUUCCUUGAUCUCGAGGCCUUUUGAGUGCUCGGCGAUCCGUUUGAGCUGUUGGAUAUGGAGGAGCCGGUACCCCGCGCGCCUCAGCCGGCUGCGGCUGUGGUGGUGGCGCCCAGGCCCAAGUCGCCGCCCAAGUACCCCGACGUCUGCGGCCGCCGGAGGCUGCAGCUCGAGUUGCACAUCUUGAACCGCGAGAUCGGUUUCAUCGAGGAGGAGUUGCAAUCGCUCGAGGGAAUUCAACCUGUUUCCAGAUGCUGCAAGGAGGUAAACGAAUUUGUGGAGAUGAAACCAGAUCCACUAAUGCCUAUAAAUAAACGGAGGCACAAAUCGUGUUGCUUGUGGAGAUGGCUACGGUCAAAGCUGUGCUUGGACUUCUCAUGGAUUUGCUGCUUAAGCUGGUACAUCCUCGGGCUUGAAAGAUCAAACUGUUCUUGUCCACAAAACUGUAGCUGUUGCGACUAUGGGUGUCCCUGCUCUGAGUGCUGCGAGGGUCUUACCAGUCGACCAUGCUGCUGUUGUUCAGGGAUUCCUUGCAGUUGCUCAAAGUUUCCUUGUAGUAGCAUUAAAACAUGUUUCAGCUGCUUGAAAGUUCCUUGCAGUUGUGGAGAAACAUGCUGCAGCUGCUCAAAAGUAUCGUGCAACUGCAGCAAAGCAUGCUGCAGUUGCUCAAGCUUGUCAUGCUGCAGACCUCAGUGCAGUUGCUGGAAUGCUUCCUCCUCCAGUCCUGGCUGCUGCAAGUGGUGGUCUUCCCGCUUCAAACCACGGUGUUCCAGUUCAUGUUGUGAUCAGCCAUCAUGCUCCGAUUCAUGUUGCAGCCAACCACUGUGCGGUAGCAGGAGGCCUUCUUGCUGUCCUCAACAAUGGUGCUGUGGCUGCUGUAGACCACAAUGGUGCUGUGCCGGAAGACCUCCAUGCUUCGGAUCAUGCUGUUUCCGAGAUCGGUGCUGUAGUCUGAGACCUUCACGCCCCACAACCUGCUGCCGUCUUCCAAACCUCUCCUGUCCUCAAUGCUCCUGUGGCUGUUCCUGGUCUUGCUCCAAGUCUACAGGAGGAUGUCUAUAUUAAGAUCAUAACACAAAGUUGUAUUCCUUAUACUGUGGAUGAAUCAAUGCAUAAUGUUGAGACAUUGUGAUCAAUAAAUGCAUUAGUCCCUCCUGCCUUUCAUUUGGAUUCACCCAAACAGUUGUUCUUCAGGGAGUAGUAAUUUACAUUUCUUUUAGAACUCC
Messenger RNA from Musa acuminata AAA Group (dessert banana), 1869 nucleotides. RefSeq names its product guanine nucleotide-binding protein subunit gamma 4-like. The record is from RefSeq and is a predicted model, not a curated record. Bases 701 to 1708 code for a protein of 335 amino acids. The transcript has 8 exons. NCBI's taxonomy places the organism in Eukaryota, Viridiplantae, Streptophyta, Magnoliopsida, Zingiberales, Musaceae.